Molecule: messenger RNA, 1718 nt
Organism: Patiria miniata (bat star)
Lineage: Eukaryota; Metazoa; Echinodermata; Asteroidea; Valvatida; Asterinidae
Gene: dkc1
Product: H/ACA ribonucleoprotein complex subunit DKC1-like
Exons: 12
Coding region: 53-1624 (523 amino acids)
Biological process (GO): snRNA pseudouridine synthesis; mRNA pseudouridine synthesis; rRNA pseudouridine synthesis
Cellular component (GO): box H/ACA snoRNP complex
Molecular function (GO): RNA binding; pseudouridine synthase activity
Source: RefSeq, a predicted model, not a curated record
GCGUGCCAUAGCUGUUGCGCGCUUUCGCCACCACGUGUAGUUCACAAACAAAAUGGCCGACGCUGCAGAAACUCCGAGCAAGAAAAGCAAGAAACAUAAGAAGCAAAAAGAGAGCACUCUUGGUGAUAUACAGCAAGAGACGAGUUUCCUGAUCCAGCCGGAGUCUAAGACUCCCAAGCUAGACACUUCACAAUGGCCGCUUCUCCUCAAGAACUUUGACAAGUUGAACGUCCGCACCGGUCACUACACUCCCCUGCCCAGUGGCUGCUCCCCACUCAAGCGAGAGUUCAAAGAUUAUGUCACGAGUGGUUUCAUCAACUUGGAUAAGCCUUCCAAUCCUUCAUCCCACGAGGUGGUCUCUUGGAUCAAGAAGAUCCUCCGUGUGGAUAAGACAGGUCACAGCGGUACCCUUGACCCCAAGGUCACCGGUUGUCUGAUUGUGUGUAUUUCCAGGGCAACGAGGCUCGUCAAAUCACAGCAGAGUGCUGGUAAGGAGUAUGUGUGUAUAGUCCGAUUGCACAGCGCUAUUGAGAACCAAGCAAAGUUGGCCCGGGCCUUGGAGACCCUGACAGGUGCCUUGUUCCAGAGACCUCCCCUCAUCUCAGCCGUCAAGCGACAAUUGAGAGUGCGGACAGUCUACGAGAGUAAGCUCAUCGAGUAUGAUGACAAGAGACACCUUGGCAUCUUUUGGAUGAGCUGUGAGGCAGGCACCUAUGUCAGAACACUAUGCGUUCACCUCGGCUUGUUGCUGGGCGUAGGAGCACAGAUGGCGGAGCUGAGACGAAACAGAUCGGGCAUCCAAUCGGAGAAAGACCACCUGGUAACGAUGCACGAUGUUCUUGACGCGCAGUGGGUCUACGAUAACCACAAAGACGAGGAGUACAUGAGGCGAGUUGUCAAACCCCUGGAGGCGCUGCUCACAUCUCACAAGAGAAUCAUACUGAAGGACAGCGCUAUUAACGCCAUUUGCUACGGGGCCAAAGUCAUGCUGCCAGGGGUGUUGAGAUUUGAAGACGGCAUCGAAGUCAACUCAGAAAUCGUCAUAGUGACAACCAAAGGAGAGGCAGUUGCCCUGGCGAUUGCCCUGAUGACAACAGCUGUCAUGGCAACCUGCGAUCACGGCAUCGUUGCUAAGCUGAAGCGGGUGAUUAUGGAGCGGGAUACCUACCCUCGCAAGUGGGGCUUGGGGGCAGUGGCUAGCAAGAAGAAGAUGCUCAUUCAAGCUGGUAAGCUGACCAAACAUGGCAAGCCGACAGACCAGACUCCGGAGGACUGGAAAAACUCCUACACAGACUUGAGUGUCAAGAAAGGAUCCAACAACGGAGAAGCCACUACCAGCCAAUCACAGCCCUCGGUUGAGGAGACUCCCGCCAAGAAACGCAAACGCCAAGAGAGCGACAGCAGUGCUAGCACCGAGAGCAGCUCAGCCGCAUCGCCGGUAGCCAUGGAGGUUGCUACGCCGACCAGCAAGGAGAAGAAGAAAAAGAAGAAAGACAAGAAGGAGAAGAAAGAAAAGAAGAAGAAGUUGAAGGAGGAGUCGAUGACGGAGGAAGCAGAAACGGAAGAAACCUCACCAGAGAAGAAGAAAAAGAAGAAAAAGAAGAAAGACAAGGAUAAGAAGUAGUUGACGCCACCUUGUGCCCAAGGGACCCUUGUUUUCUAUGUAGAGGGCACUCCGUUUUUACUUCGCUCCCCUGGGAAGGUUUUUAUUUUAUUUU